AUGUCGGAACCACAAAAGAUCUCGGUCCUCUUCGUCUGUCUAGGGAAUAUCUGCCGGUCAACCAUGGCCGAGGGAGUGUUCCAGUCUGUGGCGCGGAAGGAGCCGUAUAGGGGUCUUGUGGACCGGAUUGAUUCGUGCGGAACGGCGGCUUACCACGUCGGUGACACGCCCGAUCACCGGACGAUGCUCACCCUCGAAUCCAAUGGUAUCAAGAACUACCGCCAUCGAGGUCGCCAGCUCACCAAAUCCGACUUUGACGAAUUCGACUACAUCUUCGCCAUGGACCGUUCCAACCUCGCCGACAUCCAAAACGUCCAGCGGUCCAAGCAAGGAUCCAAGGCUAAAGUGAUGCUUUGGGGUGAGUACGCCGGCAACGGCGGGCAAGGGAGGAAGACGACGGUGGAGAUUGUGGAGGAUCCUUAUUAUGGGGGUCGGGAAGGGUUUAAGGUUGUUUAUGAGCAGUGUACGAGGUUUACGGGGAAUUUUUUGAGGGAGGUGUUUCCGGACGUGAAGAGUGAGCUGUGA
This is a messenger RNA of Scedosporium apiospermum, 525 nucleotides long. RefSeq lists its product as uncharacterized. Gene Ontology annotation, cellular component: cytoplasm. NCBI's taxonomy places the organism in Eukaryota, Fungi, Ascomycota, Sordariomycetes, Microascales, Microascaceae. The transcript is spliced from 3 exons. Gene Ontology annotation, biological process: protein dephosphorylation. The record is from RefSeq and is a predicted model, not a curated record. The coding region runs from base 1 to 525 and encodes 174 amino acids. Gene Ontology annotation, molecular function: non-membrane spanning protein tyrosine phosphatase activity; acid phosphatase activity.